Messenger RNA from Triplophysa rosa, 2035 nucleotides. RefSeq names its product dynactin 4 (gene dctn4). The coding region runs from base 47 to 1450 and encodes 467 amino acids. Gene Ontology annotation, cellular component: dynactin complex. Lineage: Eukaryota; Metazoa; Chordata; Actinopteri; Cypriniformes; Nemacheilidae. The transcript is spliced from 14 exons. The record is from RefSeq and is a predicted model, not a curated record.
GACGUCUCACGCAACACUUGCGUGUGUAGGAGGAAGUCGGGCAGAAAUGGCGACGUUGCUGCAGCCGGACAAAGUGCUUUAUCUCGUCCGAGGCGAAAAAAAAAUUCGAUCGCCGCUCUCUCAGUUGUAUUUUUGCCGUUAUUGCAGUGAACUGCGAUCACUGGAAUGCGUGUCACAUGAAGUCGAUUCCCACUUCUGUCCCAGCUGUUUGGAGAACAUGCCAUCAGCUGAGGCCAAGCUCAAAAAGAACAGGUGUGCCAACUGCUUUGACUGCCCGUGCUGUAUGCACACCCUCUCCACACGAGCCACCAACAUCCCAGCACCACUGCCUGAUGACCCAACCAAGACCACAAUGAAGAAGGCCUAUUACUUGGCUUGUGGGUUUUGUCGCUGGACCUCAAGAGAUGUAGGCAUGGCUGACAAAUCUGUUGCCAGUGGAGGAUGGCAGGAACCUGAGAAUCCUCAUACUCAAAGGAUCAACAAGUUGAUUGAGUAUUACCAGCAGCUGGCCCAGAGAGAAAAGCUGGAGAGAGACAGGAAGAAGUUGGCUAGAAGACGCCCUUUCAUGCCUCAGGCAUUCUCGCAACACACUAUUCACGUGGUGGAGAAGUAUGGCCUGGGAACCAGGCUACAGAGACAGAGAUCUGGAGCUCCAAUCAGUGCUCUCUACGGUCUUUCACUUAAAGAGGGAGAGGAUCAAAAGGAGAUCAAUAUCGAGCCAGCACAGGCUCUGGAUGAAGUCGAGCCCUUACCCGAGGACUAUUACACCCGACCUAUCAACCUCCCUGAAGUGACGACUCUUCGGCAGAGGCUGUUACAGCCUGAUUUUCAGCCGGCAGGAGCAUCACAGCUCCAUCCCAGACACAAACAUCUGCUGAUGAAACGCUCUCUGCGCUGCAGGAAAUGUGAGCACAAUCUGAGUAAACCAGAGUUUAACCCAACCUCGAUAAAGUUCAAAAUCCAGCUCGUGGCAGUGAGCUACAUUCCUGAAGUGAGAAUCAUGUCCAUUCCAAACCUGCGACAUAUGAAGGAAAGUCAAGUUCUGCUGACCCUGACCAACCCUGUUGAAAACAUCACCCAUGUGUCUCUGUACACCUGCGAUGAGGCCGACCCAGAUGAUAUUUACAGCACUGCCAAGAUUCUGGUGCCUAAAAAGGAGCUGGUCCUGGCAGGGAAAGAUGCUGCAGCUGAAUAUGAUGAAUUGGCAGAACCUCAGGAUUUCCAAGAUGACCCAGAUGUGGUGGCCUUUAGGAAGUCCAACAAGAUCGGCUUCUUCAUCAAAGUGGUUCCGCUGAAGGAGGAGGGCGAUGUCACCGUGGCCUUCAAACUCCGGCAUGACUUCAGGAACCUCGCUGCUCCGAUCAGACCCGCUGAGGAGGGGGAACCCACCAGUGAGGCCAUCUGGCUCACGCACCAUGUGGAGCUUAGCCUUGGCCCCCUGGCAACUUGAGAACAUAACACAUAAGUACACUAGAGCAUGCACACAUACACCCACACACACAAUAUCAACGUACACACAGUCGAACAGGCUUAGUAAUAUAAUAUGUAUAACAUAUCACCCACAAACUUCUGUUUUACUCAUGAAGACGAUUCCCAUCCUGAUGAAGUGAGUGUAAAUAUCAGGCGCUUACAGGAACAGUUACUCAUCAGUACACACACUACGCCUACACUUGCUUCUAGCGGUGCUGUCCGUGUCUAUCUAGCGCCCUCUGCUGAUGUGUUUAAAUGCAUGCGGUCACAUGCGACUGUUAUAUUUCACAGUAUCAAUUCCAGUUUUACUCCGAGCAGAACUGUAGCUCUCAGUGUUAAUAAAGACGUGUAGAUAAAUGCUUCAUCUAAGUACUGUGUUAAUUUAAUAUUUUUUAUUUGCAGUAAAUCGGUGUUGCUUGCAUUUGUGUGGACCAUGCUAGUUGUUUUUCGAUUAGAUGGUGAGCCAGUGCAUCUGUCUCAACACGAUAGCUGUAAGUCCUUGUCUAGUUUGUAAUAUGACCUCCAUAAAAUAUGGUUGACCGAUCUUGGUCAAUAAAAUCUAUUU